This is a messenger RNA of Tribolium castaneum (red flour beetle), 1254 nucleotides long. RefSeq lists its product as uncharacterized. Gene Ontology annotation, molecular function: oxidoreductase activity. The transcript is spliced from 4 exons. The record is from RefSeq and is a predicted model, not a curated record. The coding region runs from base 153 to 1211 and encodes 352 amino acids. NCBI's taxonomy places the organism in Eukaryota, Metazoa, Arthropoda, Insecta, Coleoptera, Tenebrionidae.
CAAAAGGAUAUUUAUGCACACUGAAUUGUAUAAUUAUGAAUAAAAUCUUAUUUGCCAGUCUUAUCAGAGUAUAAAGAGUCAAACAUGUGGAAAAUUUGUUCAUAUCUGCUAGUAUAACACAAAUACUACAUUUUGACACACUAUCCUACAAAAUGUCAACGAAACUUCUCGAUACCAACACUCCUAUAAUUCCUUUGAGUGAAUGUCGCCGUUUUAUCACCGACUGUCUCCUAUCUGUGGGAGCUCCAAAAUCCAAUGCCGAAGCCUUAGCUGAUCUCCUGGUCGAAGCAGAUUACAGAGGUCAUUACAGCCAUGGCAUGAACCGAGUCGAAAUGUACUUAUCAGAGAUACAGAACGGAAUCUGCAAAACCGACGCUGUCCCCGAAAUUUUGAAAGAAUCACCGGCAACGGCCUGGGUUGACGGACACAGUGGUUUAGGGGUCAUCGUUGGUAAUUUCUGCAUGGAUCUGGCUAUUCAAAAAGCCCAAAAAGUCGGAGUAGGUUUCGUGGUUUGUAAAGGCUCAAACCAUUACGGCAUUGCAGGAAAAUACGCGCUGCAGGCGAUGGAAAAGGGGUUGAUCGGUUUGAGUUUCACCAAUACUUCACCAGCGGUGGCCCCUACAAGAACUAGACAAGCAGCUUUGGGCACGAAUCCGUUAUCACUGGCCGCUCCAGGACUGAAUGGUGACAGCUUUUGUCUGGAUAUGGCCACUUCGGCUGUUGCUCUCGGUAAAAUCGAAAUGAAGAAAAGGACAAAUUCUGAAAUACCGGCACAGUGGUGGGAUUCUCAAACCGGGGCUUUGCACCCCUUGGGUGGUAGUGAGGAAAAUUCGUCCUAUAAAGGCUACGGCCUUGCCGCUCUUGUGGAAAUAUUUUGCGGCAUUUUGGGUGGAGGCGCCUAUGGGCCCAAUAUUAGAAUAAUGGGGAACUUCGACCGGCUUGCAGACCUUGGCCACUGUUUCAUUGCAAUUGAUCCGACUUGUUUUGCUCCAGGAUUCGAGGCGCGUUUGAGUGACCUUAUGAGUUCCUUGAGGAAUAUGCCUAGUGUUGAUAAGGAAAAGCCUGUUUUGGUACCUGGCGAUUCGGAAAGACUUCACAUGGAAGCUGUGGAUAAAGCCGGUGGGGUGAGAUAUGUGGAAGAUCAAAUGGAAGCUUGCAGAAGAGUUGCCCAAACUCUUAAAAUAAAACCACUAACACCUCUUAAACAAUAAAUAUCUAUUUUGUUUGAAAUUAAAUAAAGACAUUUUCCGUAAA